Molecule: messenger RNA, 3536 nt
Organism: Ceratina calcarata
Lineage: Eukaryota; Metazoa; Arthropoda; Insecta; Hymenoptera; Apidae
Product: Na[+]-dependent inorganic phosphate cotransporter
Exons: 7
Coding region: 1605-2984 (459 amino acids)
Biological process (GO): monoatomic anion transport; transmembrane transport
Cellular component (GO): membrane
Molecular function (GO): transmembrane transporter activity
Source: RefSeq, a predicted model, not a curated record
GUAUGCGUUGUACCAAUCAUAAAUCUUCACGCAGCCUUGUUAUUCACAAUGCUGUUUGUUUUUACAUAUAGUAACAUCUUACGAUACACGAUAACAAUCUCUAACACGUAAUUAUUCCUUAUAAAAAACAAAUUUUUCGAGCAACUGCUGCAAAUAUUUUCAACUGUGCACGCAAUGAAAAUUUAUAGAAAACAGUAACUGUAAAGAACAUCGAAUGAUAAUACGUAAUCAUGGAACACGUUUAAUACACGUUACGUAACAUGUACACGGAUGGUUUAGCAUACAAAAUUUGAACAAUCUUAUCUCGAAACUGCGAAACUUUGAAAGUGACUGAGAUUCAAAUAAAGAUAAUUAAGUAAAGAUUUGUACCUAAGUAGAACAAAAUCCGAUCUCGAGUCGUAGAGCGAGGGACGAGCUGAUAUCUCGUUGGUCGACGAGACCGAUUUGCAGGUCCCCUUCGUUAAUAAAUUAGCGAUCGCCGAGUAAUCAGUGUAGCUGGAAACCGGGUAGGACUAAAUAGAGUAGACAAAGGAACUCGGGAUGCUCAUUACUAUAAUUGAAGAGCAGAUAUGCAGUGUUUUGCGCGAGACCAACUGAUUAACACGUAUACUUAUAGGUGCGCGGAACUGUCACGCGAAAAUGUUUUCGUGAACAACGUUUGCUACGCGUCGUAAAAAUUCACAGCGCUUUUCCCAUAACGUCACCAUCCCAUAUAGAACUCGUUGAAAAUGGUUUCAAGCGUUAAUCGACAUUUUUAAUACCUGCGACAUACACACUUUUACAUGCACAUUACCAUUGCCGCGGAACCGUCAAGAUUGCUCACGGAGUACGUUGACAGAUGCAUGUGCACGGAUUUUUCGACGAACACGACAACGCAUCUUGUUACUGAUUGACAAUUAAUUAAUCGCUGUUUCGGAACGGUCGCAGAAAGUAUUAACGACACGAUGCCUAUGCGUAAGUAUAAUUUUUUAAGAAAAGUCGUGAGCGGAUCGAAAGCGAACGUCGAUACCACGCGAACGUCGCCUCGGGUAAUUGUCAUCUGAACUUUUCCACUAACUGUGCAAGAAGAUGAAAGUAACAUUUUCUGUUAAAAUUAUUCGAACUUUUUUCUGUCAAAAAAUGGAUAUGCCUCCUAGUUACAGAUCUGUAAUCAUUUAUAAUGAUUUGAUAUUUUUUUUUUAUCUAUAGCAUUACUAGAAGGAUGGGUGGCUUAUAAUUAGAAAUGACGCUGUAUCGCUUCUUAGAUAUUGUAUCAAAAUCGUCUUAUACGGAUUAGAAAAAUAAGAUUCAAUAUCAUUGGAAACGAAAAAUGUCGCUGAUUCACAGAGUUGGUUUUGUAGGCUGAUAACGUUACGAUAUAAUAGUGGCAUUGUUACACAUUAUCGCUAAUGAUUACUUCCUGUUAUCGGCAGCUUACGUUUCUAAUAUAAAUAACCCGAUUUGCCGAUUAUAUAUUUAUCGGAAUAAUAAAUCUCAUUAAAUACUGAAGUUUUAUAUUUUAUAAAUAAUUAAGACUGUCGAAAAAUGGAAUUGCAGCGAAGCUGCAGUUAUCAUGCCGGGACGUACUGUGGUACCUCGUUUUUUGCGGGUUCGCGAUCAAUUACAUGUUGAGAAUCAACUUGAACCUGACGAUUGUGACAAUGGUGGUGCCUCGGGUGAAGAAAGACUAUGUUUCGGAGUGCAUGACUCGAGAUAUAUACAGUAGUAACGUAACUACACCGAAGUCAGACGAAUAUACCGGCGGUGAUCGAUUUCAUUGGACCGAGUACCAGCAAGGCUUGGCUUUAGGAGCUUUCUACUGGUUUCACUGGCUGACGCAGCUUCCUGGAGGAAUCUUAGCAAGACGCUAUGGGACCAAACUUGUCUACGGCUUAGGGAACUUAAUAACAGCGCUAAUCGGCUUCCUCAUCCCGUGGCUGACGUGGUAUCAUUUCAACGCUCUCGUUGUCCUACGAGUUCUUCAAGGUUUGAUAGCUGGUGUUGUAUGGCCCUCGAUGCAUGAUAUGACAGCCAAAUGGAUCCCUCCGAACGAGCGAAGCAGAUUUGUCAGUGCAUAUUUAGGUAGCUCUGUGGGCGCCGCUAUAACUUACCCACUUUGCGCAACCGUCACCAAUUGGUUCAACUGGGGCGCGGCAUUUCAUGUAACGUCGAUGCUCGGCGUCAUUUGGUCCUGCUUUUGGUACUUCUUGGUAUACAACUCGCCCGAAGAACACCCCCGCAUAUCCGACGAGGAAAAGAAGCACAUCUUGGACAGCAUCGCUACGUCGGUUCAAAAAACCGAAACUAGAAUUCCGUGGAAAUCUAUAUUCACAUCGCGUCCAGUUUGGAUUACGAUCAUAGCUCAAUGGGGCGGUGCAUGGGGUCUUCUCACUUUGAUGACUCAAUCACCGACUUAUUUCACUUUCAUUCACGGAUGGGAUCUCCGGGUGACUGGAAUUCUCUCUGGAGCUCCGCAUAUAUUAAGGGCGAUCUUCUCGGUUUACUAUUCGAAGAUGAGCGACUGGCUCAUACGCACCAAUAAAAUGAGAUUGACGAACGUUAGAAAAAUGGCCACGUGCGUGAGCGUCGGCUUACAAGGAGUCUUCAUUUUGGCUCUGGGUUUCAGCGGGUGCUACCCGAUUCUCGCGGCAUUCUUUUUGAUGAUGGGAACGAUGGUAAACGGCGCGGUUUCCGCGUCCACCUUGGCGGCUUUCGUAGACAUGAGUCCGAAUUACGCCAGUAUUCUCCUCGGGUUCUGCGGGAUGGUAGUGAUAAUCACUGGGUUCAUCUCACCGAUGGUCGUUGGACUCUUGACGGAUAACAAUCAAACCGUGGCACAAUGGCAAUUAGUUUUCAUCAUAGCCGCUCUUAAUACCAUCAGUUGCACCAUCGUUUACGUGAUAUGGGGCUCUUCAGACGAGCAACCGUGGAACAGUUAUGGUAAGUCGAGUCAGGAGAACGAACGAGAAAUGCAAAAAUUGACGGAAACUCCGAAAACGUUAUGACGCGGUAAAACGCGAAAUGCGACGACGCACGUAUUCCUAAGAACCGGGAGAGAUGGUAGAUGAGUAAAAGAGUGGAACAUGAGAAAUGUUGUCUGAUUCUUUUUUUCAUACGGGAGAAAAUUGUGUAAUCGCGUUCACGUCACCCUUCUCGUUAUUUACAGCUGAGAGUGAGCGUCGUUGAAAGAAUUCGAGUUCAAGAAUUUUCGUUAGAAGCAAGACACGUUAGAAACAAAUACAGAUAAAAAGAAAAAACCAGAAAAUAUGUUGAGUAACAUUUUGUAAUUUUUUAUUUUUAGACAUGUUUUUGAAGACUGAUAAAUUGUAAAUUAUUUAAAUGAUACAAUCAUAUUUUAAUUUUGAACUACUUUAAGAUAUUAACAUGUUCAUGUCAAGAUCGUUAUAGCUGUUGGUUUUAUUUGCUUAUGUUCAAUUAAAAACAUUAAAAACCCAUGUAAUAGGUAUACUUCAAACGCUAGUGAACGCAUUUACUAAAGCAUUGUUUAUUUUUAUAAUAUACAAAGAUACAACGAGAUCCUUAGAAAAAAUAGAAUA